ACUUCUUGUCUAGCUUGCGACAGUUGGGGCCUCCCGCGGGGGGCUACCGCACGACAGAAGCGAGACCUACAGAUGAGAAUGCACGGAUUGAAAUGAUGAAGGACACAUUGGAACUGAUCAGGCAAGCAGUAAAUCCCGCGAAAUAUCGCGCUUUUGUUCAAAUACUUGCUCUCCAUGUUAACCGAUCAGUAGAAUCAGAAGGAGAAACCACAAUGCAUCUCAAUUCUUCUCAAACAGCGUUUGAUUUGGUAACCACGGCAACACCGCUCGUUUCCCGCCUUAUGUGGCUUCUUGGAUAUGAGGACUGCGAGGAACAUGAUGUCCUAGUGUUGAGGAACGUCAGCGAACACAAAGCUACGCUAAAAGCGUUUCUAUCUGUUACCUCUGAGGACACGGAAAACGUUGGCAUUUCUGGAGAUCCUGCAAGAAACGUCUCCGCUAAAGAAAUAGGAAGCAGAGGGGCUCUAGUGGCUCAUCUGGCUUACCACUACCGUCUGAGAUGCUUCUUGCUCACUGUCCAGUCCAACCAACGGUGUAUCGCAUCCGUUGAACAGGAAAUCGAAGCGAGCAUGGCGGCAGUCGACGCAAUAGCGAUAGAACUCGGGAUCAUGCGCACAUCCGACGUAGCACGAAGUGUAUGGGAGACGAUAAAGGGAGAUAUUCGAACUCUUUGUAGGACAGGUUACACGACUAGCGACACAAUCGCGUCAGCGUUUGAAAAUAUGGACGCCCUAAUGGUUCGAGAAUUGGGGAACGCAAGAUGUCCUUAUAGUGCUGUCCAUCUAUUGGCAGUUUGUCAGAAUAUGGCGGCAGCAGUAGUGAUAACGUCACGCGGCGAGAUGCUAAUACGAGAGCAUGCGCAGACCUACCUGAUGACGUCAACAAAACUGGCGCCCAAUGCGUUUUCAUCCAAGUUCAUGACACGUUUAAAGGAAACUCAAGAAUUGGUACGAACGUCGUUUUCUCGGCAGCUCACCGGUGAGGAAAUAUUACACGUUAACAAGCUCUUAGUCUGGCAAGUCAGCAACUUUCUCACGAACUUGAAUCCCGCCGGAUUCGAAGGCGGCUUAGCGCACGCUAGCCUGGCGACCAUGGCGACAGAUAUUGGGCUAGACUAUUCAGCCCUAGUGGAGGCGUAUCACGCCGGUGUAUCGGUUGAGGAAAUGGCGUUGACAGCGUCCGUCCACCAGCAUACCGACUUCGCACCGCAACAGUCUAGAAACCGCCACACUCGCAGUGGACCGCAACGGUCUAGAAACCGCCACACUCGCAUUGGACCCCACCGUUCAGCUGUCCCGGAUAAAGCGCGACACCGUACCACAGCAAGUGCAUCCGAGGCCGCCGCGAAGACACCAGAAACGCGACAGCGAGACGGCAGCACGAAAGAAGAAGACGCGGUCUCGAAGUCAUCUACUACACAAAGAGAAGAAAACACCGAAUCAAAGGUCCGCCAUCUUUUGUCAAUUGUGACGUCAUCGGACGGUCCUCUAGAGCAUGUUGAUCGAGCGAGCCGCAAUCUCAACUCCAGCGACACUCAAACUGCUCUAUCCGAACUCGAAUCGCUCAUACGGGAAACGGAAUCGACGCGACAAAGACUCGAAACCGAAAUACGUCAAAUAGAGUACGUCUGCGCCAGAGAGAAGUCAAAAAAGAUUGUCGUUGAGACUCUGAAGGAGGCUGUCGUCAAAAUGCGGGAAGAACUGCGAAACGCAAGCAUCCUGGUAGGGCGAGCGAAGAGAGCGCGCGACUGCAUUCGCCCAUCUUCGUUGUGUCGAAUUCGAAAGCAACUGAAGGACGUGAAACUCGCGGAAUUAGUGACUUUUGCGUCUAGAAUCGUUGCCGAAGCGAAGCCGUCGCGAGGACGUAUGAACGGCUUGUUCCGUGCGAUUACGGAUUUUACUUCUCGACAAGAGCUACUUGGAGCGGCGGCUAGUGGAAACUGAUAGGAAGUUGCUGUAGCAACGCGAUGUAUUGAUAUUAAUUGUUAACUAUACGUUUUCCAUAUACUUGUCACGUGCAGUAGUCAAUACGGGAAAGCGUCUGGAACCGAGGCUACGGAGGUGGCAACGCGAUGUAUUGAUUAUACUCACGAUUCUUAACUUUCAGUGACGGAAGUUGCUGUAGCAACGCGAUGUAUUGAUAUUAAUCCUGAACCCCCGGUCACGAAAGUGGCAACGCAAUGUAUUGAUAUUAAACACUCGAGAUUCUUAACUUUCGGCACGAAAAUUGCUGUGGCAACGCGAUGUUUUGAUAUUAAUCGUACAUCGCAACGCAAUGUAAUGAUAUUAAUUGUCAUACUCAAUACAUACAUACUCAAGAUUCUUAAUUUCCUAGUUACUGUA
Messenger RNA from Corticium candelabrum, 2342 nucleotides. RefSeq lists its product as uncharacterized. The record is from RefSeq and is a predicted model, not a curated record. Lineage: Eukaryota; Metazoa; Porifera; Homoscleromorpha; Homosclerophorida; Plakinidae. The coding region runs from base 93 to 1943 and encodes 616 amino acids. The transcript is spliced from 5 exons.